Messenger RNA from Knipowitschia caucasica, 1623 nucleotides. The record is from the annotation of a GenBank genome assembly. Lineage: Eukaryota; Metazoa; Chordata; Actinopteri; Gobiiformes; Gobiidae.
AUGGAGGAAGUUAUGAAGAGACUCGAGCAAGAGAAGACAUCUGCUCUGGAUGAGGCCGCUACACUCAGGAAAAGUCUCUCCGAACUAGAAAACAACACAGCAUCCAGGUGUACCCAAAGUAAUAACACUAUCACAGCAUUACAAACUGUACUUGAAGAGCUGGAGCGUGAAAUCAGUGAAAAAAACGAUGCCUUGCAAAGACUGACCGCGAGUAUCGACAAUCAGUCCAUCAGCAAGUCUGAAAUGGACCAGAUCUUGAGCGAGAAGGAGCAGAAGGUGAGCGGGCUUACCUCGGAGCUCGAAAGUUGCAACAAACGACUUGGGGAGAUACAGGAGCAACUUGCCUUAAAGAUACAAGAGUGCGAGCAGCUAACCAUAGAGCUAAAGCAGCAACAGAGCAUCGCAGAGAAUGAAAAGAAAGUGUUGGUGGAACAGUUACAGCAGACGCAAAUGCAGUGCACGAAAAAUGGAAAUGUGGAGCAGGAAAUGAUGGAGAAAUUGCAUUCACUCAAAGAGGACAAUGAAAAGUACAACCUGGUGCGGACAUCCUCCCGGGAAUCGCUGACACCUUUGGGGGAAAGCGAGCCGCUGGGUGCCCCCUCUUACGACCCUCCGUCCGACAUUGAGAGUGAGGCAGAGGAGCCGCCGGGAAGUGCAGAGUCCUUGUCCAAAGACCAGCUGCUGCACAGACUUCUGCAGGUGGAGAGCAGCCUGGGGAAGUACAGGGGCAAGUACUCAGAGCUUGUGACUGCAUACAGAACGGUUCAGCGAGACAAAGAAAAAACACAGGCCAUCCUAAGUCAGAGUCAAGAUAAGGCACUGUGCAGAAUUGGGGAGCUGCGGGAGGAGCUACAGAUGGACCAACAAGCAAAGAAGCACUUACAAGACGAGUUUGAUGCUGCACUGGAGGAGAAAGACCAAAUGAUCACGGUUCUCCAAACACAGGUCUCAUUAUUGAAGAAGCGCGUCAAAGGUGUUUCAGACGGUACUGCGCUGCCCGAGGGUGAAGUCUCACUAUCGGAAGAUUCAAACUCUGCCCCAAAGAGUCCACCUAAUGAGCAGGAAGCAGAGACAGAAGUGACAGAGGAAGGGGGCAACAGUGAUCCGUCCAAACUGAUGGAGGCUUUGCAGAAGAGAGUGAAGCGGCAGGAAAACCUCCUGCAGAAGUGUAAAGAAGUGCUGAGGACUCACAAAGAGCGCAGCGCACAACUCGGCAGUGAGAAUGAAACUCUCCAAGAACAGCUGCAGGAGAGGCUGCAGGAGCUGGAGAAGAUGAAGGAGUUGCACACAACAGAAAAAACCAAGCUCAUAAACCAGCUGCGCGACGCUAAGAACCACAUCAAACAGCUGGAACAAGACAAGGGAAUGGUUAUAGCCGAAACAAAACGACAGAUGCACGAGACGCUUGAAAUGAAGGAGGAAGAGAUUGCACAGCUUCGGUCGCGGCUUCAACAGACCACCACUCAAAAAGAAGAGGUGCAGGAGCAAAAAGAGAGGGUAGAGAAGUCAGCGUUUGAGGAGCUGGAGAGGGCCCUGAGUGCAGCGCAGAAGUCUGAGGAGGCUCGGAGGCAGCUGCAGGUUCAGCUGGAGGAGCAGGUGAAGGAGGUGGAGCGACCCGGGUGA